This is a messenger RNA of Striga asiatica, 351 nucleotides long. The record is from the annotation of a GenBank genome assembly. NCBI's taxonomy places the organism in Eukaryota, Viridiplantae, Streptophyta, Magnoliopsida, Lamiales, Orobanchaceae.
AUGAAGACCUGGAGUGGUCGGGGUCCUAAUAAGCCAGGAGGAACUUCGAUGCACUCCUAUUCUGGUUGGAAGUGGACAUUAAAAGAAGAGUUUGAGCGAAGGGCCGAGGAUAAGACUAGCUACUUUCGAAAAGUGUCCCUACUGCCGGGUAUCUUUCCCCGAUGGAAGAGUGAAAGGGUCACCACGCCUUAUGACGAAAAGGGGAUCUCCCCCACCCUCGUCAAGUGCUACCUCAAAGCAGGUUUCAAUUCCACCGCUUCCUUAAUAGUGAUUAUAGACCCGAAAGGGCUUGUAGAAGUUCGUGAAGAGGGCUGGACGAGUGGAAUGAGGAAUGGAAUGACUUUUGACUAA